AUGGCAUCUGCUGCUAGGAGUAAUCCUAGUAAUGCCACUGGGAUGGGCGAGCCCUUGGAUUUAGGCAAUAACAUCUUCCUUUACCGGCCCGCAUCGGCCUCAGUCUCCCCUUUGAACGAUCGCGAAGAAGACAUCACACCAGCCCCUACGCUCGUCAUCAUUUGCACAUGGCUCGGCGGCGCCUCCACACCGCGUGUUCACAAAUAUGUCGCCGGCUACCGGGCGCGUUAUCCGCAGACUUACAUCCUGCUCCUCCGCACUGUCUUUGCUGACCUUGCCUUCCGCUCAUUUACAGCCCUGCGCGCACGGCUGCGGCCCGCCCGGGCCGCAAUUGUAGAUAUUUUGCAAAAGACUGCCGCAAGUAGCAGCGGCCGGGACGUCCUAUUACACGUCUUUUCGCACGGAGGGUGCAAUACGGCACUGCAGCUCAUGGCGUCAGAUCCUGACGAUGACGAGGAUGACUCCGACGCUACAACCGGCGCAAUUGCACUUGUGCGUGCCCGCCUCGGCCUCGUCGUCUUCGACUCGUGCCCCGGCGACGCCUCGUUUGCGCACGCGUACCAAGCGGCGCUGAUCUCGCUCCCCGCCAACCGGCCGCUCGUCCGCGCUCUCGGUGCACCUCUUGUUGGCGGCACCGUCGCCGUGAUCCACGCUCUGCAAAGCGCAGGCGCUAUGCGCUCUGUCCACGACUUGCGCCGUGACCUGCUGAACCCCGCUGCCUUCGGCCCCGCCCCCGCCCGGCUUUACCUUUACUCUCGCGGUGACGCCGUGGUGGCCGCUGCCGAUGUCCUUGCCCACGCCGACGAGACACGGCGGGGACUGGGCUGCCGAGUCGGCAUAGUCGGUUUCGAGAAGGCGGAGCACUGCGCGCUAAUCCUCGAGGAUAAGGAGAAAUAUUGGAAAGCGGUGCAAGAGGCGUGGGAGGCGUGGGAGGAGUCCGAGAUGAUCCAACACGUGGGGAAGGAUGUCGGCGAAAGCGGGGAAUUAAAAGCGAUGCUAUAA
Messenger RNA from Pestalotiopsis fici W106-1, 1002 nucleotides. RefSeq lists its product as uncharacterized. The transcript has a single exon. The record is from RefSeq and is a predicted model, not a curated record. NCBI's taxonomy places the organism in Eukaryota, Fungi, Ascomycota, Sordariomycetes, Amphisphaeriales, Sporocadaceae. Bases 1 to 1002 code for a protein of 333 amino acids.